AUGCCCUUGGAAGAUAGUGGUUGCAUAGACGAAAGCGCUCGUGAGGAAGUUUUAAUUCCGGAUACUGAACCUAAGAGGGUCAAAGCAUAUGUAUUGGAGAACAACGAGUGGAAAGAUACUGGUACUGGGUUUUGUAUUGGGAAAUUAGAUAAGGAAGAUGAAGGACGCGCAACGAGUGCAUAUCUGGUGGUCACGAAUGAAGAUGCGCCACGAGAAGUGUUGUUGAGAUCGAAGCUGGAAGGUAAUAUUGAGUAUCAACGACAGGAAGAGACUUUGAUCGUUUGGAAGGAUCUGAAUGGGAGAGAUAUCGCAUUGAGUUUUGAAGAGAGCCUAGGUUGUGAUGUGUUGUGUGAGUUUAUUGUGGAAGUUCAGAGGCAUUCGGAGACUAAUAUCUCGCUUGUAGCGGUUAAAUCAAACGAUAAUGGUGUUGGUUCUGUGCAUGAGAUUAUUACGGGACCUGUUUCUUUGCCCUCUGUGGAUCCGGAGCAGAACGAACAGACGUUGAUGGAAUCUCUGAGGAUUUUAAAUGAGAAUGUCGCAUUUGAGUUCCUGAAAAAUGAAACGAUUGAGUUUAUACUGAAAUCCGAUUACGUUGGGCUGUUGAUCAGUCAUUUUCACAAGGCUGAAGCUGCGAAGCUUCCGAAGGACUUGUUUCUGCUCGGGAGUCUUGUGAAGACUCUGAUACUUUACAAUCAACGGGAUGUGUUGGAGAAGAUGACAGAAGAUGAAUAUAUUAUGGGAAUUGUAGGGAUAUUGGAGUACGAUACAGAAUUCCCAGAUUCAAAAACAAACCAUAGAAAAUGUUUGGAAUCAAAUAGUCCCAGCAUCAAAGAAGUAAUACCAAUUCAAAAUGAAGAAUUGAAGAAUAUUUUGAAAAAAUGUUUCCGGUUACAGUUUUUGAAAGAUGUUGUCCUUGUACGAUUCUUGGACGAUCACAAUAUCAGUUUUAUCCUCGAUAUUAUCCUGGAUUUACAAACAUGCAUAAUCGAUUUCAUCAAAGUAGAUCCUUUCCUGGAUACGCUGUUCGCAUUGUAUGACGAGAGGCCUCCUGAGGAUGUUGACGCCGAAUUAAUUGAGAAGAGAAAAGACGGCAUACGGCUUUUACAUCAAUGCGUUCAAAUGUCCAAAAACCUCGAUGCCGCCGAUAAGGAAACGUUUUAUAGGACUUUGGUCGGGAAAGACAUCUUCAAGGUACUCGAUUAUGCAUUUCACAAAGAGACCGAAAGUAGUUUGAGGAUUCUCGCAACAGAUACCAUCAUCACAAUAAUUGAAUACGACGUGUUGUUAAUACCCAAUGUGCAGCGUCUGAAACCUUCAUCUAAGAACUCCGAUAAAGAAGCGAAAGAUGAAAAUGCUGAUCAACAGUCAAAACCCGAAGGCUCAGAAAUCUCUUUGUUACUCAUCUUAUCAGCGAUCUUACUCACUGAUAAGAGUCCCGGUAUGCGAGAACAAGUCAGUCAAGCUUUGCAUACAUUGUUACACCCAGACGGCUGCCUCGAGAACGAUAUAGCGCUGGAGAACAAUCAUCCUGGCAAUGUCGAUCUCAUUUCUGACAUGAACUAUGACAUGCAUAACGGCAGUGACAAUAUCAAUGGCUUCAGCUCCUCAUCUUCGCAUGUGAUGGAGUCGUUUGGAAAUUUUUACAGCCAGGUAGCUCCGGUGCUGUUUCAGCCCUUGAUAAAGGAUUCCAAAGAUAAGAAUAAACUUAUAGACGAUGACAAUUUGCUAAUUCAUCUCGUUAAACUAGUGUCACUCGUAUGCACGGAGCACAACCGCAGAAUAUCGAGGGAGUUUAUCUUGGAAAACGGAAUCGUGGAAUCCCUAAGUCAUCUAAUCGAGCCCACUCACAACUUGCAAUUAAGACUCACAGCAGUGAGAUGUUUUAAAAAUAUAAUGUGCUUGGAUGAUGAUUAUUAUCACAGACACAUGAUUUCGAAAAAAUUGUAUCGACCAAUAUUCAAGUUAUUGGAAGAAAACUUGGACAAAGAUAAUCUAGCGAACUCAUGCGUCCAGGAUUUUUGCAAAAUUGUUCUUGUGCAUUGUCUUUCCACGAGAACCGAGGCUAAUGGCAAACAGCAAGAAAUGCUACGCAGGAAAUCAAAUUUCACGCUUUUGAGUAAACACAUAAUGGAAGAGUAUGGUGAAAUCUUGCAACGUGCCAGGCAGAUAAGAGUUUUCAAUGAACUGAUCGAGUUCAAUCAGGAGCAAAAAGCCACAGAAGUUGAUGGCUCCGAUGACAGGGAAGAUAUCAGCAUGGACAAUGAUGUCAAUGACAGUGCUCACUUGACGUUAGACGACGAAAGUAAGGUGUUCAAGAGGCUUCAUUCUGAAGUGACUGAUGUCGAAUCUCCGUUCGGCCCCACCACCCUGCAUACCAAGAAAAUAAUAGAGAAACUGAAUACAGUGGAGCCUCCAUCUGCAAUGUUAGGAAAACUAAUGAGGGAGUAA
Torulaspora delbrueckii is the source of this 2448-nucleotide messenger RNA. RefSeq names its product Psy2p (gene PSY2). Lineage: Eukaryota; Fungi; Ascomycota; Saccharomycetes; Saccharomycetales; Saccharomycetaceae. The transcript has a single exon. The record is from RefSeq and is a predicted model, not a curated record. Gene Ontology annotation, biological process: DNA damage response; protein dephosphorylation. Gene Ontology annotation, molecular function: protein phosphatase activator activity. Bases 1 to 2448 code for a protein of 815 amino acids. Gene Ontology annotation, cellular component: nucleoplasm; protein phosphatase 4 complex.